AUUUUAUUCUUCCUUUCUUCUUCUUCCUCCUCCUUCUCUUCUUUCAUUGUUCUCACUCUUCGUUAUCAUUAUUAUUAUUAUUAUCCUUUUGGUGCUUUUCUAAACGACACUCUUAGUAUUUCGUGACCUAUCGGCUUAAAACCACUUUUCCAUCAUAUACAGAGAAGAAUCAGCAAGUAAAUAGACAAAGAGAAAGCAAAUAACAGUGGUAGCAGACUAUGACAGGAUUGGCAUUUUCCCACCAGGAAAGUAAACAAAUGACGAUAGGAACUGCAGACCCAGCUUCCUAUGGCUACUUCCUUGGUGUGAAAAAAACACCUCCCAACAUUCUUUUUGGGCAAGCCAUUGUUGUUUCCUUCAUUCUCCAGUUUAUUAUCUUUUACACCACCUGGUUCUUUUGUCCCUCUUUCACAAAGUACCGCAGGGGUUUAUCUUGGAGCCUGGCGUUAUUUUGCGCCAUCAUCAUGUCUUUCAUCACUUUAUUUGAGUUUGGGUACCUGCGGACGACACUAUGGUCUCUCCUCGGAUGGGAACAACAGGGACCAGAGGCAGCAACAGCUACAAUCUUCACUUACUGGGCGCCAACGUUCCAUGGCUGGGUAUUUGAGCUGGGACGCCAAGGUCCAUCAGCCGUGACUCUUGCUUCCAUCCGAUCGUCCUUAUCCAGCCUCGAGUUGUUCACAUGUCUUUUCUUAGAUGGUCAAACGUACAAGGACCUUGCAGGAGGAUACCUCCGCUGGCUUAUCACCUUGCCCAUCUUCUCAUUGGCUCCUCUAAAGCAGCCUCAGCUGUACUCUUCGACAGCACCUUACUAUCUUGGAGGAGGAGGGCGCCUGCUCUUCUCACUGGAGAACUUUCCUCGAGAGACUUGGCCAUCGUCUGUGCUUUGUGGAUACUUUAUCGGUUACUGUAUUGCAGAUCUGCUGCUCGGCAAUAUACAUUAUAGGAUGUAUGUGGAUGCUAUGGGAUGGACCCACCAUAUCACUUAUUGCCUUCUUGUCUAUCGGCUUGCUAUUCAAAAUAACCUAUCACAAUUCUUGAUUUGUGGUGGUGUUUUGGAAGUGCCAUCAAUAUUCUUGGCGAGUGGUAUGAUGUUUCCUCGGUUAAGGUCGGAUUUCUGGUUCCCAUUGACCUUCGUGCUUUUUCGGAUCUUCUUUGUGGGGUUCAUAUGGCAUGAAUGUGCAUUCAACUAUCCUACCCCACCUAGAGGAGCAGCCAUCUACUUUGUUGCGCUCAUAAUCCAUUGUUUUUGGCUUUCAAAGUACAUACGUGGCAGAAGCCGCCGUAAACAAAGAGCAAUGAAGGAAGCAGAAGCAGGGCUCUCCACUACUCCUUCCUUUUCAGUCCAAAAGGCGUGAAGCACUGUUUCUCAACUUUGAUUUAGGAGAGACAUAAUGGAGCUGUAACAGGAGUUCUUAGUAAUAUUAGUAGUAGCUGCGAUGAUUUAAGAUAAUCUGCCAUAGUGCUUUAGAAUGUAAGAGGAAUAUUAAUAGAUAAGGGGC
Molecule: messenger RNA, 1502 nt
Organism: Lobosporangium transversale
Lineage: Eukaryota; Fungi; Mortierellomycota; Mortierellomycetes; Mortierellales; Mortierellaceae
Exons: 2
Coding region: 219-1358 (379 amino acids)
Source: RefSeq, a predicted model, not a curated record